AUGACUGCACUAUGCAGAGAACAAACUAAUGGCUCCUACACCUCAUCUAGUGCACUUCCUGACCAAGUGUGUGUGUGUGUGCCCUUCCCCCACCAGAGCAGGAAGAGAAAGCGAAAGUCAGCAGCUCCAUUUUAUGUCGAGGGGAAAAUAAACCUUUUUAGGACUCAAACAAGAUUGACAAUCUCUCCUGCUGAACUGGAUCUGAACUGUAAUAAUCCAGGAGAAUCAGGAGUGAAGCUGCUCUCUGAUCUACUGAAGGAUCCACACUGUACACUGGAGACACUACAUCUGACAGAACUGAAUCUCAGUGGAAAUAACCUGCAGGAUUCAGGAGUGAAGCUGCUCUCUGCUGGACUGGAGAAUCCACACUGUACACUGGAGAAACUGAGGUGUCCAGAUGAAGAAGAGCUUCAGGAUUCUGAUGAACAACCCAGACACCAGAAAACCAACAAACAGCAUGAACAAAACCAGAAGUUGCAGCAGGAGAACAGAGAGCAGAAGCAUUCAGUCAUCACAGAGGUAUUCAUCCCUGAAUUAGUGAAACACGGUGAUGACGGCGGUGCAUACAGAUUUCGUUGCUCUCGUGCUGGUCAGUUUCACUGCAAAUUGACCAACCUUGGCUUUGAGAUGAAAGAGAAUGGGGAAGUGCUGUACACAGUCGUGUCCUGGGAUAACGGUCAGUUGCAGGGCCUGGGCCAAUUCCAGCCUGCAGGACCCCUGUACAACAUCAACUGCUCUGAAGGUUCAAUUCUUUAUCUGCAUUUCCCACACUGCGAGAUACAAACAGAUCACAAUCAGAUUGAACUGGCUGUGGCACAUUUCAUUGAGGGUAAUGUGGAGAUCAUUCAGCCCCUGGAAAUAACAAACACACACGUGAUCUUGGAAGUCCAAGGUCUCUCCUUGUUUGGCCUGAUUAUAAAAAGGAUCUUUGGGGGAAAACCCAUCAGUGCUCAAAUCCUUCUCUUCUACAAAGAAAUGAUUGGAAAGAAGGAAAGGAGGAGAAAACUGGAUAUUCACUUGUUGCCCGGAAAUGUGCCAGUUGAAGAGGUGCGGAAACAACACCAGUGCAGCACAUACAUUCCUUGCAGCUCCAUAUGUGAACUGACGCCUGGUAAAAAAUACAGACCACUCUGUGAACCUCAUAAAUCCCAGCCAAAGGUUAAGAAAUUUCUCUGUGACUAUGGACCCAACUAUCACAUCACAUUUGAGGUGAUCCUUAAGACGGAGGUUGAAGACCUCACAUUAGGUCUUUCAAAUGAAAUUGGUGAGGAGGUGUGGGAGCCUUGUCAGGUCUUUCUUCCAGUGAAUAGUCGAAAAGCAGCUCCAGUUGUAAUGGAUGAAGGUGUUGAAUUUGUAGAUAAAUACAGAGACACGCUCAUACAGAGAGUUGCAUCAGUACUGGAAAUAGCAGACGCUCUACUCGCCAAGAAAAUCAUCACCAGUGAAAUGUACAGUGUUCUCAUCGAGGCAACAACACCACAGGAGAAAAUGAGGAAAUUGUACAGAUUUCUCGACUCAGGAGGAAGAGCUGCCAAAGCAGAAUUCUAUAAAGUCCUGAAGGAGAAGGAGCUUCUUGUAGUGAAUGACCUGGAGUCAGGAUUCGAAUAAUGCAACACUGUCACGAUAAAAAUUAGUCCUUAAUGUGUCAGUUUUUUUAUACUCAAUGAUAUGAGCCGGGCGGCACAGUGGUGUAGUGGUUAGCGCUGUCGCCUCACAGCAAGAAGGUC
Molecule: messenger RNA, 1727 nt
Organism: Neoarius graeffei (lesser salmon catfish)
Lineage: Eukaryota; Metazoa; Chordata; Actinopteri; Siluriformes; Ariidae
Product: NACHT, LRR and PYD domains-containing protein 1a-like
Exons: 12
Coding region: 1-1608 (535 amino acids)
Biological process (GO): innate immune response; regulation of apoptotic process; inflammatory response
Molecular function (GO): protein binding
Source: RefSeq, a predicted model, not a curated record